Messenger RNA from Cuscuta campestris, 2684 nucleotides. Lineage: Eukaryota; Viridiplantae; Streptophyta; Magnoliopsida; Solanales; Convolvulaceae. The record is from the annotation of a GenBank genome assembly.
CUCGCUCUUGAUUAUAAUAACUUGGGGGUCAAUUUGCUGAAAUGUAUGAAAAAUGGAAAGCUUCAAGAUGGAAAAUGAUAAUAGAGUUCAGGGGAGGAUUCGUUCCGCAAGUAUAAGGAUGAGUUUGCGCAAGGGGGCGGUCGAAUUGCGUCAUCAAACAUUUAUGAGGAAACAUGCUCCGCCGCGUCCCUCUGGGAGGACACUUUGUAGCCCUAUCAGUCUGGAGGAGGAAUUUUCAGCUGUGCAAUCCCGGGACAUUACGAGGCUUGAUGAGUCCGAUGUUGAAUCUUCAGAUGUUGAUGAUGAUCUUGGCAGGCCUUUGAGUUCUGAGGAGUUAAAGGUGCUGCUAACUGAUUCUGAAAGAUUAAAUAUCCUCAAGAAAUUGAGCGAAGCUAAUCAACAUAAUCGGUUCCUAAAACGCCAGUUGCAAGCAAGGGAGGAAGAAAUGGUUAGUUUCAGGAGUGAAUUGUCUGCCAUUGAACUUGAUAUUGAGGCUUUGGUCAGUUUGGCAGAAGAAAUUGCAAGAUCUAACAUCCCAGAAGGUUCUAGAAAGAUUAACGGGAAGUAUAUUCAAUCUCACCUCCUUUCACGUCUCAAAGCUUUAAAGGGAAAACUAAAGGAACAAGUAAAGGAUGUGGAUGCUGCUCAACCCAAAGAGGUUCCUUUAUUCUGGAUGGGUAUGGCAGAGAGUGUGCAAGUGAUGGGAUCUUUUGAUGGAUGGAAUCAAGGAGAGGACUUAUCCCCCGAGUACGCCGGUGAUUACACACAUUUCUCCACGACACUAAUGCUCAGGCCGGGAAGGUAUGAGAUCAAGUUCUUGGUGAAUGGAGAGUGGCAGCUAUCCCCAGAAUACCCCACUGUUGCUCCCCUCCCCCCGCUUUCUCCUCGCAAGCCGGAAACUCUUUCCCGAUCGUUCUCGAUGGCGUCGGCUCCGGCGACCGAUGACAAUCCUUUGUUGACGGAUUUCUAUUUCCCCCCGUUCGAUUUGAUCGCCGCAUCUCACGUCCGCCCCGGGAUUCGCGCUUUGCUGAAGCGACUGGAAUUGACAAAAUUGUCACGGAAGUUUGGGGAGAAUGUCUUAGAUGCCACAAAGAAGUUUGAAAAAUUAGUAACUGACAAGAAAGAAAUUGAGGGGUUGCCAGCUACAGCUCUUGGUUUGGCUGCCCAGACAGCAGUGUCUAAAGGACAUGAAAAUGCUACUGCAGAAAGUGGGCCAUGGAUUAUUACAUUAGAUGCACCAAGUUAUAUGGCUGUAAUGCAACAUGCAAAAAACCGUGUGCUACGGGAAGAGCUGUACCGUGCCUACCUAACUCGUGCUUCAAGUGGAGAUCUUGAUAACACAAAAAUUAUUGACCAAAUUUUAAAGCGUAGGUUGGAAAAAGCUAAGCUUCUAGGGUACAAGAGCUAUGCGGAGUUAAGCAUGGCUAGCAAAAUGGCUACUGUUGAUAAAGCAGAAGAGCUACUUGAAAAACUUCGUAGUGCUUCCUGGGAUCAUGCAGUUCAAGAUAUGGAAGACCUCAAAGACUUUUGUAAAAGUCAAGGUGCUCCAGAAGCUAAAGAUUUGAACCAUUGGGAUAUUGGUUUUUGGAGUGAGAGGCUUCGUGAAUCCAAGUAUGAAUUAAAUGAGGAAGAAUUGCGCCCAUAUUUUCCACUACCAAGGGUCAUGGAUGGUCUUUUUAAGCUUGCAAAUAAGCUUUUUGGUAUAUAUGCUGAACCUGCUGAUGGUUUAGCUCCGGUAUGGGACAAGGAUGUCCGCUUCUACCGUGUGAAUGAUUCCUCAGGCAGUCCCAUAGCAUAUUUUUACUUCGAUCCAUACUCACGUCCAUCUGAAAAGCGUGAUGGUGCAUGGAUGGAUGAAGUUGUUGGUCGAAGCCGUGUAUUGUCUGUAGAUGGUGCUUCUGUAAGGUUGCCUGUUGCCCAUAUGGUUUGCAAUCAAAUGCCACCUGUGGGAGAAAAACCCAGCCUGAUGACAUUCCGUGAAGUUGAGACAGUCUUCCAUGAGUUCGGCCAUGCCCUUCAGCACAUGUUGACUAGGGAGAAUGAAGGUAUGGUUGCUGGUAUUCGGGGCAUAGAGUGGGAUGCUGUAGAAUUGCCAUCACAAUUUAUGGAAAAUUGGUGUUAUCACAGGGAGACCUUGAUGAGCAUUGCUAAGCAUUAUGAAACUGGUGAGUCUCUUCCCGAAGACAUAUACAAGAAACUCCUUGCUGCUAGGACUUUCCGUGCUGGAUCCUUUAGUCUCCGUCAGGAUCUCUUGGAAACAGUCUCUCUAGUUUUGGGUAAGAGUAAGUGGGCAGAAGUUUUGUCUGCUGAUGCUUUCUCUGCAUUUGAAGAUGUCGGCCUAGAAAACGAGACGGCUGUCCAAGAAACAGGAAGAAGAUUCCGGGAAACCGUGCUCGCUCGUGGAGGCGGGAAAGAUCCACUGGAGGUUUUUAUUGAAUUCCGAGGACGAGAACCUUCUCCAGAGCCCCUCCUAAGGCACAAUGGCCUCUUACCAGCUGCUGCAUAAGCUUCCCAAACAUGCCCUUCAUAGGCCCAACCACGCCGCGUACGGUAGAAAUGAGAUCCCAUUGCAGGAUUGUUCGAUGCAUGGAUAGUACCCAUGAGUGCUUCUCCCCUUCUUAGCUAGCUUAUCAUGAGCCAUCACUUUAUUGGCCUUCUCGUAUUAAUAAAGUCUUGUUCUGGUU